AUGGCUGCUCUGAAGGAGUUGGCUGUCCCUGAGGAUUCUCCUCUCAAAGAUGAAGGCCGACUUGCUUUUCCAUUUCCUCCUACUUUAAGCCAAUCUGAGGCUAAGGUUAGGGGAAAUAAGGAGAUGAAGGAGAUGGAGAGGAAGAUGAAGAUGAAGAGGCUGAGGUGGCAACUGAUGCUGAAGUUCCUGCUGGGCCAACCGUCACUCACUCACUCUCUUGCUCACUCUCUCAUCUCUUGCUCUCUCUUUCUAUCAGAGGUUCGAUUGUUCUUCAGUCUCUUACUCAGUUAUUCUUCUUCGAUUCUUCUUCAGUUCGGUGAUUCUUCUUCGAAUUCGAAGUUCGAUUUUGAGCAGUGCUCCGUGAUUUAUCUCCAUGGAUUUGGAACUAUUCGUCUUCUUCGAUCAGAGUUCGAUUUUGAGCAUAGCUCCGUGGUUGAUCUCCGUGGAUUUGGAACUCUUUGGCUUCUUCGAUCAGAGGUAGCUGCAGUACCCGAGGAUGUUGGCACAACUGUUGCUCUUCGGGCCAUUGGUCACUACCUGACUGCACAUGAUAUCUUGGUUGUGAGUGGCGAUCUUGUUUGUGAUGUUCCCCCAGGGGCAGUGGCUGCUGCUCAUAGGCGACAUGAUGCCGUACUGACCGCAAUGCUUUGCUCUGCUCGUGUCAGUGGACCAUCAGAGUCUGGUUCUGCUGGUGGAAAGGACAAAGGCAAGAAACCAGGACGCUAUAAUAUUAUAGGGCUGGAUCCCACACAACAAUUUCUUUUGUUCAUAGCAGCUGGAGUUGAAGUUGAGAAAGAUAUUAGAGUUCAGAAGAGCAUUCUCCGUGCAGUGGGGCAGGUCUGUAAAUCUCCUUUGUUAGAAAAAUAUUCUUCAGUGCGUAGUGCAAUGACUGAGAUGAGUUUCUUCAUUUAUUUAUUGGUUGUUGUCCCUUGUUAUUUGUUUACUUUCUAAAUUAAUUCCUUGCUGUCUAUGCCCAUG
Molecule: messenger RNA, 978 nt
Organism: Camellia sinensis
Lineage: Eukaryota; Viridiplantae; Streptophyta; Magnoliopsida; Ericales; Theaceae
Source: RefSeq, a predicted model, not a curated record